Colletotrichum truncatum is the source of this 693-nucleotide messenger RNA. RefSeq lists its product as uncharacterized. The record is from RefSeq and is a predicted model, not a curated record. Lineage: Eukaryota; Fungi; Ascomycota; Sordariomycetes; Glomerellales; Glomerellaceae.
AUGGGCUUCACAGAGUUCGCCUACUUCGCCUCCAAACCCGGCGUGGCCUGGCCAGACCCCGACACCCCGGAGGGCGCCGAUAUCAAGCACAUGCUCGAGACUGCCUCGAGCCAACCUGGUGCUGGUCGUAUUUACUGGAGUCAUUCCAUUGAGAACCCGAACCAGAACUGGCUUUUCCUCGACUGGGAUAGUGUAGAGGCUCACCUCGCCUAUCGCACGGUCCCUGAACAUGAAGUCGUUUCCAAGAACAUGGACAAAUACCUCGACUUCCAAGACGGCUACAUCAAGCACGUCGUCACGAAGCCCUGGCCGCCAACCAUCCUCGCCGAGGCGCCCGUAACCGAGGUCCUUACGCUCUUUUUCCCUGCCGACCUCGACGAGGCGGCAAAAGAGCCUCUUAACAAGCAGCUCGAGGAGUUUAAGACAAAAGCGCUGGACACCUCGCCGGAUUUCAAGGGCAUCGCUUAUGGCUGGAGCGUGGAGAACGACGUGCCUGUCACCGGCGAGCCCGGAAAGACUGGUAAUCUGCUAGUGGCCUUCAUUGGUUGGCCGAGUGUCGAGGCGCAUAUGAAGUUCCGUGAGACGGAGGCUUUCAAGGAGAACAUUGGUUUGUUGAGGGGAAUGAAGGAUAUUACCAAGCUGGCUGUGUUCCAUGUGGCCUGUCGGAGCUUGGAAAUGCCCUCGAAGCAAUGA